UGAUGGUCCCAUCUGUCGAAUCUGUCACGAAGGUGGAAAUGGGGAGGGACUGCUUUCCCCGUGUGACUGCACAGGAACACUGGGCACCGUGCACAAGAGCUGCCUGGAAAAAUGGUUAUCCUCCUCCAACACAAGUUACUGUGAGCUCUGCCACACAGAAUUUGUUGUAGAGAGAAGACCAAGACCUUUGACAGAGUGGUUGAAGGAUCCCGGUCCCCGCAAUGAGAAGAGGACACUCUUCUGUGACAUGGUGUGUUUCCUGUUCAUUACUCCCCUGGCUGCCAUCUCGGGCUGGCUGUGCCUGCGUGGAGCCCAGGAUCAUUUGCAGUUCAACAGCCGGCUGGAGGCCAUCGGACUCAUAGCACUAACGAUAGCACUUUUCACAAUCUACGUCCUUUGGACGCUGGUCUCGUUCCGGUACCACUGUCAGCUGUACUCGGAGUGGCGAAGGACCAACCAGAAGGUCCGGUUGAUGCUCCCAUCCUCCCGGAGCCCUCACCCC
Molecule: messenger RNA, 502 nt
Organism: Nestor notabilis (Kea)
Lineage: Eukaryota; Metazoa; Chordata; Aves; Psittaciformes; Psittacidae
Gene: MARCHF2
Product: membrane-associated ring finger (C3HC4) 2, E3 ubiquitin protein ligase
Exons: 3
Biological process (GO): protein ubiquitination
Molecular function (GO): ubiquitin-protein transferase activity; zinc ion binding
Source: RefSeq, a predicted model, not a curated record